CAGCUGUAACAAAACUUCAAACGUCAAUGUAUUGUUUUGUAACCUUAUAUCUUAAAUUAAAUAAUUAAUUACCUACGGCGAAGUAAUAUAAAACUGUUAAAACAUGAAUAAAUUAACAUCAUACACUAUAAAAGAAAUUCACAAAGCGUACCAUGAAAAGAUAUUAACGCCGACUAAUUUCGUAGAUUUGUGUUUACAAAAAGCCAAACAAACUAGUGAAUUGAACGCUUUUGUGAAUUUAACUAGCGACGAAGCGGAGAACCACGGUAUUGAAAGUGAAAAACGGUUUUAUAUCGACAAAAAAACGAAACCACUUGAUGGUAUAUCAAUAGGAAUUAAGGAUAAUUUUUGUACUAGUAAUAUUCCUACCACUUGCGCCUCUGAGAUGUUAAAAAACUUCGUGCCGACCUACGAUGCGACUGUCUACGCUAGAUUAAGGGCCGCAGGUGCCUGUCUUAUUGGGAAAUGUAAUCUGGAUGAGUUUGCAAUGGGGGCCGGAACUGUGGAUUCAAUUUUUGGACCUACACGUAACCCUUGGGGUUAUAAUCGUGAUAAUUGGAAGAUUGCUGGUGGUAGCUCAGGAGGGAGUGCAGUGGCGGUCAGUUCCGGGGCUUGUGUAGCUGCUAUAGGCUCCGAUACCGGUGGUUCAACAAGAAAUCCCGCUGCUCUUUGCGGUGUUAUCGGUCUUAAACCCACAUACGGUCUUGUCUCCAGAUAUGGCUUAAUACCAUUAGUCAAUUCUAUGGACGUACCAGGAAUAUUAUCAAGAUCUGUUGAAGAUACAGUUAAAGUACUCAAUUGUGUGGCUGGGCCAGAUAUUUUUGAUUCUACAACAAUUAAAAAAGAAUUUAAACUGGUCUCUCUGAAAGAGGAUUUUGAUUUAUCAAAAGUUAGGAUUGGUAUACCGAGUGAAUAUCAUUGUGAAGGUAUGAGUCAUGAAGUAGUUGAUGCAUGGAAGUUUGUAACGGAUUUGCUAGAGAACAAAAAAGCAAUGAUGUCACAAGUUUCUUUGCCACACACAUCAGUAUCUAUAGCCGUAUAUUCCAUCUUAAAUCAAUGCGAAGUUGCUAGCAAUAUGGCUCGAUAUGACGGCUUAGAAUACGGCUUACGAACAAAAGAAGAUCAUUCAACAGAAGAAUUGUAUGCUUCAUCUCGGUCAUUAGGCUUCAAUAAUGUAGUUCGAUCAAGAAUUUUCGCUGGAAAUUACUUUUUAUUGACGAGAAACUAUGAGAAAUACUUUGUCAAAGCUAUGAAGUUACGUAGAUUGAUUUACAAUGAUUUUAAGGAUGUUUUUAAUGGGGAGAAUGGAGUGGAUUUGUUGUUAACACCUACAACUUUAUCUGAUGCACCGUCUUACGAGAGUUUUGUGUCAAAACAUAAUCGUGAUCAGUGUGCUUUUCAAGAUUACUGUACGCAGCCAGCUAAUAUGGCUGGUAUACCAGCUGUCUCAAUACCCAUUCGGCUAUCAAAGAAUGGUCUACCUUUAUCUUUGCAAUUAAUGGGUCCUUCACUAUCAGAAGAGUUGUUGCUGAAUGUUGCCAGGAAAAUUGAGCAGUUAGUGAAUUUCCCAUAUUUAGACUGUUUUAAGGUAUAAUGUUUUAUGUAGGUAUUUGAAAUAAAAAAGUUGA
Molecule: messenger RNA, 1628 nt
Organism: Amyelois transitella
Lineage: Eukaryota; Metazoa; Arthropoda; Insecta; Lepidoptera; Pyralidae
Gene: GatA
Product: glutamyl-tRNA(Gln) amidotransferase subunit A, mitochondrial
Exons: 1
Coding region: 104-1594 (496 amino acids)
Biological process (GO): glutaminyl-tRNAGln biosynthesis via transamidation; mitochondrial translation
Cellular component (GO): glutamyl-tRNA(Gln) amidotransferase complex; mitochondrion
Molecular function (GO): glutaminyl-tRNA synthase (glutamine-hydrolyzing) activity
Source: RefSeq, a predicted model, not a curated record